Drosophila novamexicana is the source of this 3824-nucleotide messenger RNA. RefSeq names its product gastrula zinc finger protein XlCGF46.1-like. Gene Ontology annotation, molecular function: DNA-binding transcription factor activity; zinc ion binding; RNA polymerase II cis-regulatory region sequence-specific DNA binding. Lineage: Eukaryota; Metazoa; Arthropoda; Insecta; Diptera; Drosophilidae. The transcript has 2 exons. The record is from RefSeq and is a predicted model, not a curated record. Gene Ontology annotation, biological process: regulation of transcription by RNA polymerase II. Gene Ontology annotation, cellular component: nucleus. Bases 98 to 1396 code for a protein of 432 amino acids.
CUGCAACCGCGUUAACAAGAAAACGCCGUAAUUUAUUCUGAAACAGUGGACAAGCAAAUUGCUUUAUUCAAAUGUGAUAAACUAAUUAGCAGCUUCGAUGACUACUUUUACGAAGUGCCGUGUUUGUAUUUGUGAUCUCGAUGCAACUGUCGGUAGCUACGAUAUGCGGAAAUUGCCUCUAUUAGCACACAAGUUUGUCACCUGCACCGAUUUGUCCGUGUCUGAGGAGCAACGAGUCCCCAGUGAGCUGUGCCAGGCGUGCUAUAACCAGUUGGAACAGUUGUAUGCAUUCCGUGCCAAGUGCAUUGCGGCUGAUACAAAAUGGCGCAUGCAAAUUUUGGCAUUUUGCGAUGAGGAGGAACCCAUUUACGACUUGGAGGCGGCACCGAGUACAGUUGCAGUCGAGGAGCUAAAAGAGAGCAAUGAAAAGCAAAGUGAAAAACUGCACAAGAGCAAAGCAAAAUGUAAAGAGCACCAAUUGGAUUCUGUAGAAGUGGAAAUUGAAAAUCAUGACAUGGAAACACCUGCACAGCCCAUGGAGGACGACGUAGAAUUGGAUGCCGUUACAAGUUCCUCGCCACAGCAUCCCAAAAGCGUCUUCAAAUGCGAUAUAUGCGCCGCGCAAUUCUUAAAUGAGAAGCGCCUGCUAGCGCAUAGUCGGCGACAUGGACAGAUGCCGUACCCCUGCCCCGAGCCAGGCUGUGAUCGCGGCUACAGCCACAAGCAUACUUUAUCCCUGCAUAUGCGAAAGUGUCAUAAGCUUGGUAAGGAGCACAAGUCGCAUGUUUGCGAGUUCUGUGGCAAGCUCUUUGACACUAUGGCGCUGCUCAAAAACCAUCGUUUUACGCACAAGGACAAGUUGGAGCAGCCAUUUGUGUGCGAGGAGCCGGAUUGUGAGCGACGUUUCGCCACUAAGCAGCUGUUAAAGAUACAUAUGAUGCGCCAUGCGGGCAUUAAGAAUUACACAUGUUCAUACUGUGGCGUACAGAAGACGACACGGACUGAACUCAAGAUUCACCUAAAUUAUCAUACGCUGGAGCGCACCUAUUGCUGCCGGCUCUGCUCUAAGGUGUGCUACAGCUCCAGUAAUCUGAAUAAACAUAUGCGCACCAUACACGAGCGUGCUCGGAAUUAUGCCUGCCGCUAUUGCGAGCGCGCCUUCAUUCAGCCCGAGACACGUAACCAACAUGAGCUAAUCCACACGGGCGAGAAGCCACAUGGGUGCGUGGAAUGCGGCAGACAUUUUAGGCAGAAGGCAGCAUUGCGCGCUCACUAUAAAAUUCAUACCCGCCAGCUUAAGGAGUCGAACUCCGAAUUAGGAACUGACGCACAUGAGAUUGUAGGAGAUGAGGAUGGCAACGAUAUGCCAGAGAGUGAAUAUGUUGAAUACGACUGAAAGGUUCAUAGCAUUUCGAGUAACUUAGCGACUCUGGAUGAACAAUUUUGACGUUCAACAGGGUUAUCCAAAUGUGUGCGUUUAUAAUUGGAGAUAACCAAUACUCAGGUCUGUAUUGCCUUCAUAUUUAUUCUUUUUAAACUCUUCCAAAGAAUAUUACAAUUGUGUCCUGAAAGGACUUAAGCAUUGAAGGCGACUUAUAAUAUUCAGUUAUUCUAAAUGGGUAUCAGCAGCAGAGUGGAUAUAGCCAUGCGCGUCCGUCCGUCUAUUUCUGUGCAAACUAUUCUCUCCGGUUAAAUGCUAUUGUGUUGAAACGUUGCUUGGGCUCGCCUAAAAAUGAAAUGUUUUAAAAAGAAAAACUACGCCUGUUUAAACAUUAUCAACCGAAUCCAGCAAAUUUGAGUUUCAUUAUUCUCUUAACACAUCUGCAGGCUCCUGUAGAAACAAGUCUAAUCCGAAUAUUAUAUUUGGUGCUUUGAAAAUAGCCUCUGUUUCCUACAUAUACAUAUGAUUAUUUUACUGCAAUCUAUUAUUAGGAGGGAGACAGACUUUUAUAUAUACGCAUCACCAAAUUAACAGAAGUGUUGAGAACCAGCUUAAUGUCAGAAGAAAGAAAAAUGAAUAUGAGAGUAAAUUAGUAUAUGAGCAGAAAUGAACUUUGUUAUAUGGCCCGCAGAGCUUGCUAAUACAAUAUCAAGGCAUGACAAGUUGUCAGGCUUACUUGAUGUCAUGAGAAUCGCAUAGAAGAAUUGCAUUGAGAACAUGAAUUGAUAUAUAGCGGGAGGUAAAGUUGGCCUAUAUUGAUUUCAUGCAUACAUUCAUCCAAUCAUUUAUUUUCAUAUAUGAACACAUACAUACAUUUACGCAUAACCACAAACAUAUAUCCAUAACCACAUACAUACAUACAUAACCUCAUUCAGAUUUUUUAAAAUGUACCUGUUAAAAAUUGGUAUACAACAAUAGUUUGUCUUAUGGUCCGUCUUAGCGUGCACUUACAAUAAAUAACGUCGAUUCAGUUUCCGGGCUCUUACGGUUCGGGCUGUGAGUCAGUCCGACAAUCAAUUGUAUAUAUAUAUAUAUAUAUAUAUAUAUAUACAUAUGUACAUUUCAAUAUUAAGUUAUUCAGAUAUGUCCAACAUGUAAAAAGUGAUAAAUUGCUUGUGUUUAAAAAGGUAUUGAAAACUGAUUGUUAAAUAAAUAAUUUAUAUCGUAUCCAAAAAAAUGUCCUCUUUUUCGGCAGAAAAAUUGAGCGAUCAUUUGAAAGAGUAUAGGAGAUCACCAGGGGCAAUUGAAACGCCUUCAGUUGAGCCUUUUUCAGAGGUUAAUAAAACACAGAUCCAUUUUGGGAUUCAGAAUGUAAAUAGCAAUAGUUUUUAAUUAUAUUUUCAACUAAAACAAAAUGUACAAAAAUUAAAUUAAACAGCAUUGGAAGCUGCUGCUACUAAAUCUAAAAUACAUAUGUCUACUAAGUUAUAUGCUUGGAAAAUUGUUUGUAUACAUGUAUGUAUGUAGUUAUUUAUAUUGAGUUAAUGCUGUAGUUUGUAAAUGAUAUGAUGUGCUACUUGGAGUUGAGAGAGAGAGCUAGAGCUGUGAUCUGUGGCAAUGGCCCAGUUUUGGGUUGCUUGUAGUAUAUUAUAUUGUAUAUUUGUAUGCAGUAUAAAUAAUUCUGUGUGUGUUUCGUAAAUAGUCAUAAAUACUUUUUUUUUAUUUUUAUUUUCUUGCAUUAAAAUCGUUGUAAAUAUGUUUUCCUUUGCUUCGUUUAUAGAUAUUGUAUAUAGUAUAUUUCCUGUAAGCAUAAAUUCAUUUGCUGUAAAUAUGUAUGUACGUGUGAAUGUGUGUAUGAGUGUUUUUUUUUUUUUUUUUUGCUGUAUAAAUACGUAUAAUGCCAUUAUAUGAUUUUGGGUACAUUGUUGGGGUGUUUUUUCGUUAAGACUGAAAUGCGUUACUCUCACCUAAUCCAAAUUGAUCAAAAAAUGCUUAUGAUUCGGUUUUCUGUUUUGCUUUUGCUUGUUAUUUGGGCCUUUUUUCUUGCCGCUUCUGUUGUUUUUACAUUUUUAGAAAAUGCUAAAGUACAUAGAACAUAAGAAUAUAGCAUAUUUAGGCUAAAUAUCACCCACGAUUAAAUCGUUGUUUAACACUAUAUUAAAACUAGAUUUAUAAUACAUGCUUGUAUGUAAAUCUGUCGCUUUAUAUUACAAUUCAGACAUAAACAAAAGACACGAAUCGAAACUACGCUAACUCUAAGCUAGCAUAUGCUAUAAAUAUAUAUAUAUAUAUCCAUAGAACUAUUUGUAUAUAUAUAUCAUUAGACUAUAUAUGUAUGUAUAUAGAUUGUGUGUAACGUAAUUCUUUAACAUGUUAAGCUCGCAUUUCUUGUUCUCUUUUCACUUUUUUAAAGUCACAUAUCUCUUAUAUAAAUUACAAAUUA